CUGCCCUAACGUGGACACAGCCUCAUGCCACCAAGGCACUGUGACCCCUGGGGGGUGACUGAGUACGUUUCUGUCAGGUGAGCACGGUCGGCUGCCCCACUGGGGCUGGCAGGUGCGCAUGAGCUGGGUUUGCAUUAGCAUCAUCCGGACUCCUGUCCUACAUACAAAGGUCCUGCUGAGCACCUGUCUUGUCAUUUCCUGGCCGAGGCCUCUCCCGGUGCCAAGCCUCAGUCCAGUGACUUGACAACUUCCUCUGCACAUCACUGCCCUCCACUGACAGGUUUGGGCCAUUGAAGGGUAGAGACCCCACCCCCUGUCCGGCCCCUCUGCCCUGGACUUCCUGUGUAGCAUCUGGAUAGAGGAGGAACAAGGUGUGCCCGGCCUCCCUCAGGUUCCUUUCCUGUGUCUUUCCACCUGCCAGCCAGGUGGCUGCUCCUGGGCCUCUGUGUGGGGGACAGGUCCAUGUAGCCAGGCAGUAGUUGAAGGAGGAAGUCUGGAGUUCCCCAGACAGCACAGGUUCAGGGGAACGAAGUCUGGAGGUAACAGGCUGUCUGCCUGAAUUGCCCCAUCAGGUGACAGCCAGGAGCCACCUUCUGAUAUGGCUGCUGGCCAGUCUGCACCUUUCAGGACUGCAUCAUCCUCUGGGGACUCGUUGCUCCCUGAACAAGCAUCUAAAACAGACCCCCUGUGGAUGUCUGACUGUCCACAGUCUGGCCUGGCUCUGGGCUCCAGGUGGGGCCCUUAGCCGGGCCUGCAGUCCUGUCCCUGAGAUGACUGUUCUCAACAGCCACAGCUCCCAGUUCUGGGUUGUCCAGCUGCUGACUUGGUUCUCAGAAGCGGAGAGGUUGGGUUGCUCCCCGCUACCCAGGAAAUGAAGCAAAUGGAGCGCGUGGCUGGGAAACAGCCCUGGGCUCCUGCCUGCCAUGCAGCAACUCCUGCUGCCUGUGAACGGCACCCUGCACGCCAGGAUUUCCCUCCUUUCUGGAGGUGUGAGUUUACCUUAGAAAGAUGCUGCUGCUGCUGACUUGGCCACGUGCUCUGCUCUCUUGCAGGCUUCCUGCCAGGAGUGUGCACCUCGCACGAACAUACCAGAGACCCCCUUGCUCCAUGUCACCCCUUAGCCCUGUGGGCUGGCCUUCAGCCCUUUGCUCGUGUCUGAAAACCUCCAGGGACCAGCACUCCAAAGCUCCCUCUGUGCCUCGCGAGUCCAUGUGAUCAGCAGUCGCCAUCACAGUGUGGGGCUUUCCUAGGCUUGCGGUCAGGAUCGCAACCCGCAUCACGCCUGAGCAAAGGGAGGAGGACAGAGGGGUGACCCGUUGGCAGCGCCUGCAGUCGGCCUGUCCAGUCAGGGCUGACCAGCAGAGCUGAGCCCUGUGCAGCUCAGCCUACCACCUCCCAGAUCCACUUCCCCAGUCAUUUUCCACAGGACGUUCCUGGCGUAGCUCCUCCAGCGUUAGGAAACAGACUGGGUGGGGACUUGCGUGAGCCAGUGGCUCACGAGGGCUUGUUACUGGGAGAGACAGUCACUUGGAGGGAGCAUGUCCUCACUUUCUAAUUCUGAAGCCCAAGUGGGUGUUGGUCUCCCUCUUGUCCCCGCACCCAGGACAGCAUUUCCAGCCCAGACUGCCUGGGAGCAGAAGAGGCACAGAGCAGACUGCAAACGCCAGUCAUGUGUCCAUCCUAGCACUGGAAGCUAGAAUAGCCGCUGGCCUGGUGUAGGGCCCACCUCAGCCCCAACAAGACGACCAGAACUUGUGCUAGUGGUUCUGUGUGUGUGGGGUGGGGGGGGCGGCAGGCACACCAGCUUCUAUGGAAUCGGCUUAGCUUCCACGCCCAGCAAACGUUUGGCAGCUGGGCCUCUUCAACAUGCCCUGCCUGGCCACGCCCCCCAGAUGCCUCUCCUGCUUAGGGGUGUCUUGCCUUGGAGAUUUUCCCACCGGCUUUUAGGGACCAUCUGGAUCACAAAGUCUCUAAUCCUGAAGAGAGCUCUUGGCCCCUCUUCGGUCAGCACCUCGCUCCACAGCCCUGGAGGCCAUGCAGAGGGGGAGGGGAGAGGUGUCUUGUCCCGGCUUCUCCCUCACCCCCAGGCUGAGCCCCUCUCCUGCAGGACCAGCCGGUCUUCACACUCCACCCCCAUUUUUCUGCGCCCAGCCCCAUUGUCCAGUCAAGCCAACACUCCCAAGGGAGCUCGUGUUCAGGCAUGGGGGGAAGGGGUACUUCUGCUCAUGUUCGCCCAAACCCCUGGGCGCAGAGCGGCCCCGCAGCGCGGAGGGAGAAGAUCUGCUCUCCCGGGCCCUGGGCGGAGUGCAGCCGUUCCCCAAACCCUGAAGACUUUUCAUGGGCAGUCAGCGGGGACCCCGAAGGCGGCAGCCCUGGGGUUCCCGCGUCUGCCUUUAAACGCGUGGGCGCGUUGCUAAGCCGCGCUGUGUCCACCAGCUUGGUCGCAGCCCGCGCGCGGGGGCCCAGGACCCUGAGCCCGGCCCGGCCCCUUCCGGUCCCGACGGCUCCGCGCCGCUUUACGGCGGGGGCCGCGCCUCGACGUGGGCAGCCGGAAAGCACCCCCGCCCCGCCCCCGAGCCGCGGGCUGCAGGAUGGCCAGCCUCGCGCCGCGGGUAGACUACUUGGCGCGCUUCCGCUGCCCGCUCAGGGGCCUGGCGGCGGGCAAGGCCCGCGUGCUGUGCCACGGGGCGGAGAUCUUCCUGUCCACCGGGAGCGAGCUCGUCCACGUCUACGACCAGGAGGCCAGGCGGCUGACCACGGUGUACAAGUUUCCGAGUCCCGUGUGGCACCUGGAGCUCCUGGCCCUUCGCAGGACUCUGUACAUUCUCUGCGCCGGGAGGGGCAUCUACUGUUUGUCGCUGGACCAGGCAGGCCGGUGAGAAGCGGGCGCCGGGCUUUGGGCAGAACCCAUCACCCUCCCCGUGGAGGAGGCGGACCCGGCCUCAGGCGCCUCGCUGGCUCUGGCCCGAGGCCACCGUGCUCUGCCCUCCUCAAGCUCCCGCCCCGUGACCUCUGUGGCCUGCUCCGCUUGACCCUGGAUCGGGUUCAGAACAAGCGCUCCCCAGCUCGCGCGUGUGGGAAUGGCAGGCUCGGCCGGCCCCCAGCACCUGCGUCUUCGAACAGGUCCAUGAGCCAGGACGGUGGGGAUGACGGGGACGGUGGGGACGACGAAGAUGAGGACAGUGAGGAUGGUGAGGACGGUGAACCCCCAUGUCCUGUGGUCACCGUGGACCCCGACGCCUGUGCCCUGCCUGGGGCCACGCUGUGUACUUUCACUCUGCUUGAUGGGAUGCUCGUCACCGUGGCGCAGGGCCCGGCCCGGUGGAAGGUGCAGCUGUUCGAGUGUCCUCGUCCUGGGGAGGAGCCCAGGCCCGGAUGCCAGAUAGGCGAGGUGGAAUUGCCCACCGGCACCCCCCUGGUUGGGAGCCCCACGGAGCCUGCGGCACCCUGCUUCCUUCCAGUGCUCUGCUGCGUGUCACCGCGAGGCUGCCCACAGGGCCCUGGGAGCUUCAUGCUGGAGGACGCCCUCUUUGGGCUGCUCUUUGGGGCGGAUGCCUCCCUCCUGGAGUCACCUGUGGUCCUCUGCGGUCUCCCAGAUGGCCAGAUCUGCUGUGUGGUCCUGAAGACCCUGGUCACCUCCAGGUUGGCCCCUGGUGACCCAAAGGCCCUUGCCAAGAUCCUCCAUCACCUGGAGGAGCCCGUCGUCUUCAUUGGGGCCUUGAGGACAGAGUCGCUGGCUGAGGACGUGGAGGAUGUGCACGACGUGCGCGCUGACUGCCUGGUGGUGCUCGGCCACCAAGGCCGGAUACUGGCUGUUAGGGCCAGCUGGGACGAGGCGGGGAGUCUGGUGCCCCAGCUGCGGGAGUACCGCCUCCCGGGGCCUGUGCUCUGUGCUGCUUGUGGAGGGCCCAGCCGCAUGUACCACGGCACCCCCUCAGACCUCUGCAUGGUGGACUUGGCUCGGGGAGGCACCCCCUGGGACCCCACACAGCCUGGUGGGGGCCCAGGACGCCUGCCAGCUAUGCUGUGUCCGACCAGUUUGAACAUCUGCAGCAUCAUCACCCUCUGUGUGUCAUCUAGAGCGACUGAAGGUGGCACCAAGCUCCUGGCCCUAUCCGCCAAAGGCCGCCUGAUGACCUGCGGCCUGGACCUGAACUCAGAGGUGCCUUGCCCCACCUUGGCAAACGCUGGCCAAAAAAUUAAGGACUUGCUCUCUGGAAUUGGCACCGUCUCUGAGAGAGUGUCCUCACUGAAGAGGGCGGUGGACCAGAGGAACAAGGCCCUGACGUGCCUCAAUGAAGCCAUGAACGUGAGCUGUGCCCUGCUGUCGGGCCAGGAGGGUGCCCGGCCCAUCUCGUGUACCACAACCACCACCUGGAGCCGCCUGCAGCUACGGGAUGUGCUGAUGGCCACGUGCCAGCUGGACAACCACAGCGGCUACAGCCUGGGCCACGGCUGGGCCCUUUGCAUCCAGGUGCUCACCAGCUCCUGUGCCAUGGACCUGGACUCAGCCGGCUCAGCUGUCACCUACACCGUUCCUGUGGGCCAGCUCGGCCCUGGUGGUCAGCAGGAGGUGACCCUGCCCCUGGGCCCUGGCGAGGACGGCACUCUCCACCUCCCUGUGACCGUGUCCUGUGCCCUCUACUACAGCCUCAGGGAGGUCGUGGGCAGGGCCCUCGCCCUGUCGCCCUCCUCCAAGGACCCCUCGUGGGACGAGUGCCCCUGUGACAUCCUGCCUGAGCAGGAGGGCAUGUGCCUGCCCCUGAGCGAGCACACGGUGGACAUGCUGCAGUGUCUCCGUUUCCCCAGCCUGGCUAUGCCGUGCACACAGGCCCCUAGCCUGCUUGGCCCGGCCAGCGACCCUGUGGACACCUUCCUGGGAGCUUGCUGCCUUGGGCCAGGCACCGAGCCAGCAGGACCCUCAUCGCAGCAGGCCAAGUACCUACCCCCGUCAGUGGCUGCCAUCAAGGUGUCGGCGGAGCUGCUGAGGGCCGCCCUGGGGCGUGAUCGCUCAGGCUCGUCCCUGUCCCUGUGCUGUGCCACUUUGCAGUGGCUUCUCGCUAAGAAUGCUGCUGCAGAUGCCGUGAGGGCCCGAGCACUGUCCUCUGUCCAGGGAGUGGCCCCAGACGGCACUGCCGUCCACCUCACUGUCCGCCAGUGUCGCGUGUGGGCCCCCGACCCUGCACAGUUUGGGACCUGUAGCCACCCCGCCCCGGCCUGGCGCUGCUUGGUGACGGUGAUGGUGACCAGCCUCUGCCCAGAAGGACCCGUCCAGGCUGUGGAGAUCCAGGUGGAGAGUCCCUCUCUGGCCAACAUGUGCCAGGCCCACCAUGCCAUCAUUGAGCGAAUGCAGAGAAUGGUUGUGGAGCAGGCCGCCCGGAGCCACAGCCCGCCUGACCUCCGCCUGCAGUAUCUCCACCAGAUCCAGGCCAAUCACGAGCUGCUUCGGGAGGUGCGGACCCUGCGUGACCAGCUGUGUGCAGAGGACGAGGCCCGUUCCAGUGCUGCUGCCACGCGGCUCCUGCAGGUACAGAGCCACUGCACCUCUUUUCUCUGGACCUUUUCCUGUCUGGAUGUGAGGCCUGGAACAGCAGCAGCCCUCUUGUGACCAUGAGGGCAUCAGCCUGAGGUCAGAGCUGUGCCAGGAGAGUGGUUCCAGCAGGAGGAAAGAGCAGGGGACUUUGUGAUGCCACUGAGCGGGCGAUGAUGUCCUGCCUGCCUCUGCCCUGUGCCCAGCCCCAGAUUUCCAUUUGUAUGAGAUAAUCAGUGUUCUCAUGGUUGGAACCAGUUUGUGGCCAUUCCUGUUACUGCAGCAACCUGCCACAUCGCCGUCAGCACCACCGCAUGUGACACCCAGUGGCCGGCGCAGGGGAGCCCACAGACUGGCUGACGGAGACAGACAGGGAGACAGUGAGGCGGGCGCUCACAGGCCAGAGACGGGGGCUCUGGUGCUGCCUGGCCUGCAGCAUGGCUGGGACCGAGGCACAGCCACCCUGCAGAACCUGCCACUUGAGUGGCCUUGGGAUCUAGGGACCCUAUGCCCCCACCCAGACUGAGAUGCCACAUCCUGCCUCCAGCCGCUGGUCACCAAGUCAACAUCUGGGUAUCAGGCAGGCCGAGUGCGUCCAGGCUUAUUGCAAGGGCAGCAGACACGAAUGUGAGGUUCCCCUGCUUCUACAGUGGGAGGCAGAGCUGUCCUUAGUGGGGGUUCCCUUAUCAGAGGGGCAGCGUCAGAUGCUCAGAGACCCAGAGAAUGAAAUGGCCCACACAGCUGCCACCAUCACCACCUCUUUCCAUAACCAGCAUGCAUCUUGCUCACAGCCUGAACAUGGAACAAAAAUACUUCUGUUCGGCAUCUCCACUGACCUAACAGAAAAGCUUUUUCACACCAUUGCUGAAUUUCAUUGAAAAUUCCAGCACAGGGACCUUGGCCCAGGCCAGAAAGUGGCAUGGCUAUACCAUGGGGCCUGUGUUGCAAAGGACCAGGGCUGUCUGCCCUCCACCACACCCCAGGACCUGGUCGCACACCACGCAAGUGCUCAGGAGAUCCUUCCGGAUGCCUGUCUCCCGCACAGCACUGGCCCCGAGGACCUGACUGCAGGCAGGGCCCCAGAGCCACAGCAGGGCUGCAUCUCCCGGGUACUCACAGCUGGGCCUCUGCCACCUGCACAGGGUGGCAGUGUGCCAGGCCAGGGAUGCCCAGCCACUGUUGGGUACACAGAGCCAGGAGCCCAAGUCAGAGCAGUGGGCCGUGACUAGUGCUUGGCCAGGGGCUGGCGCCUAGCUGCCCUGGGUCACUCUGGAACCUCAGCUUCCUUUCAGGGAAGAAGGAAUCACGCAUGUCCACUCCACAAGCGUGCAAUCACAUGGAGCUGGGCCACUGGUCACAUGAGGCAGGUGGCCAACGAUCCCAGAUGCAGGGGGAGCCAGGCUGCCCCUGCCAGCAGACACAGUGCCUUCCCACCAAGAAGCCCAGGCCUGGGAGGGGCUGCCGGCUCCCUGCAUCCCCCCAGACUAGAGAGACCCAAAGGUGUCACCCCACCCCACUCUUGGGGCCUGACAAGGACUCCCACUGGUCAGGGCCAUGGGGGGCAGGGGACCAACUGCUCCUUCUGGCUCUUUGCCUUGCCCUUGACCCCAGUCGGGGGUGGGGGGCAGUCCAGUGUGAGCAGGGCCUGUCCCCCUGCCCCUCCAGCUGGCACUGUCCAUCCCGCAUUCAGUAGCUACCUAGCAGCCCAGGGCCCAGCCAAGACAUCCCCAGGCUGUCCUGAAAGACCCCUUCCUCCCGGCCCUAAAGUUAGCGGCCAUCCACACGGCCCCACCCAAGGUCCACCACACACACAUCCCAC
Molecule: messenger RNA, 7349 nt
Organism: Manis javanica (Malayan pangolin)
Lineage: Eukaryota; Metazoa; Chordata; Mammalia; Pholidota; Manidae
Source: RefSeq, a predicted model, not a curated record